CGUCGGUCAAAUGGUUGGAAAAGGCGGGUUUUUUCUUGUGUGGACUACAGCAGUAUUGGUUGUAAGGAUUGCGCGUUUCAGAUAUAUUUUUUUAAAAUAGAAGGGUAAAGGAAGCGGACCCCGUUACUUCCAGCGUGGUUUGAGAAGAGGCCGUGCGUGUAGGGCCUUUGAAGCAGAAGCAAGGGAAAUCAAUGGUCUCCGGCAACAGUUACCCAUGCCUUUAACUGUUGUUCAGCUAAAGUUGUAUUACCGGCAGUGCAGGGUGCAAGACUGACCCGAGCGCCAUGAAGCACGAGUUACUAUGUAUCCUUGAUCUGCAACCUUUCUGACGGUCUCAUUGAAGUGAAUGCACCUUCUCUAACCUACAAGCUUUCAUUUUGAACCCAGUCUUUAACCUCGUGUUUCGGACGAACUCAAAAGCAGUAACUGCUUGUAAUUGAACUGUCAGAUCAUGGCCCUCUGCUUUCGUAACUGGAUAUUGAUGGCAGCCAACUACAUCUUCUUUUGCUCUGAAGCCUCGAAACUGAACAUUCCCAAAGUUUUGCUCCCUUUUGCUAGAAGCACAACAGUCAAUUUUACACUGGAAGCGGCGGAAGGAUGUUACAAAUGGUGGUCAACAAGACCAGAUGUUGCCAGCAUUGAACCUCUGAACCCCAGUGAUCAACAAUGUUCACAAAGCGCAGUCGUUUUGUCACGUGCAUCUCAACCGGCUCGCCUCACCAGCAUUAUUUUUGCUGAAGAAAUAGCAUUUGGCCGGGUUUUGCGGUGUGACGUAAUAGUUGAUGUCAUCAGCAGGAUUGAAAUUGUGUCUACAACUCGUGAACUUUACUUGGAAGAUUCUCCACUGAAAUUAAGAAUUACAGCUUUGGAUUCAGAAGGCAACACAUUCAGCACCUUGGCAGGAAUCGUAUUUGAAUGGAGUAUAGUGAAGGAUACAGAAUUUGCUGGAUAUUCAGAUUCCCACAAUGCUUUACGGAUAGUUAAGUUUUCUGAAUCUGCCUACACUCCCCCAACGUACAUAUCAGAGAUGGAGAAGCAUGGAAUCCAAGGGGAUACCAUCUUGGUGUCGGGAAUGAAGACAGGAAAUUCCAAAUUGAAAGGGAAAAUACAAGAAGCAAUUUACAGAAAUGUGCCGGCUGCAGAGGUUCAACUCCUAAUCCUAGAAAACAUUAUGUUGCAUCCGGCUUAUGAUAUCUACCUGAUUGAGGGCAGCUGUAUUCGUUACCGUGUGCAGAAAUUGAAGCAAGGGAAGAUCACAGAAUUAAUUAUGCCUUCUGACCAGUAUGAGUUAGAGCUGCAGAACAGCGUGGCAAGUCCAGGGAGAGAUACAAGCCGACCAGUGGGCAAACUGGACCAGGCCACAUCGACGGUAACUGCACUGCAGCAAGGGCAAGUAAAUUUGGUGCUAAUGCACAAAAAUAUUCGUAUGCAAGGUGUAUCUCGGUUACCAAACUGCACAAUAUACGUUGUUGAGCCACGUUACCUAGGAUUUACAGUUUAUCCUGGUGACAGAUGGAUUUUGGAAACUGGCAAAGAGUACGUUCUAACAAUUGAAGUGUAUGAUAAAGAAAGCAAUAAAUUUUAUCAUUCAGAUGAAAUCAGAAUUAACGCAGAAAUUCCAGCAGAGUAUUUUGACGUAUUGGAGAGCUCUUUAAAUGGAUCAUAUCAUCGUGUGAGGGCAUUGAAAAAGGGACAGACAACAAUUGAUGCAUCGUUAAGUAAAGUGAUAUCUCAGAAUGGAGCUGUGCAUUCCAUGGCUGUCCCAGUGCGAAACCAACAAGAAGUUGAAAUUUAUAAUCCGAUUACUCUUACACCAAGUAUUUUGACAUUUCCCUGGCAGCAGGUGGCUGGAGCUUACCAAUAUGUAAUAAAGGCCGAAGGUGGGAGUGGAAAUUUUAUUUGGUCAUCAUCCAAUCAAGCAGUGGCAACAGUGACAGUUAAAGGAACUAUGACAACGGGAAGUGAUACAGGACUGAGCAUAAUAAAAGCUCAUGAUGUUCAGAAUCCAUUACACUAUGGACAAAUGAUGGUAUAUGUAAUAGAACCAAUCCAAAUGGAGUUUGCGCCCUGCCAAGUGGAAGCUAGAGUUGGGCAACAAUUGGAUUUGCCCCUCAAAAUUUAUGGCCUCAUGAACACAGAAACAGAGGAAGAAGUUAUGCUAACUGACUGCUCCCAUUUUGACCUUGUGACAGAGAUUGAAAAUCGUGGUGUUUUCAAGAGUAUAGAAGGGAGAUUGGAACCAGGUGCUAAGCACUGCAGUGGAAUAAGAGUUCAGGCCGAGGCUCCAGGCUACACAACUCUUGUCGUUAGUUAUAGUCAUGGCCAUGUGUAUCUCAGUGCCAGCAUCACGAUUGCUGCAUAUGUGCCGCUUAAAGCUGUUGAUCCAGUAUCUGUUGCUUUGGUAACGUUGGGGUCAUCAAAGGAUAUGCUCUUCGAGGGAGGACCCAGGCCAUGGGUUUUAGAGCCUUCAAAGUUCUUCACAGAGCUUACAGCUGAAAAUGAAGAGAGCAUCAAUCUUCAUCUUAUAAGCUCCCCUGCAUUUAGAAACCAACCAAAGCAUUUGGUUAGAGCCACCUGCACAGCACUGGGAGAGCAGGUUUUGGCCUUGUCGGUUGGAAACAAGCCUAGCUUAAAAAACUCUUACCCUGCAGUCGAACCAGCUGUCAUCAAAUUUAUUUGCUCUCCUCCUACAAGGUUUACCUUGGCUCCUGUGUACCUAAGUUCUCAACUGGACCUAUCAUGCCCUUUGCUUCAACGAAAUAAGCAAGUUGUUCCUGUGUCAAAUUAUCGGAAUCCAGUCCUUGAUUUGGAGGCAUAUGACCAGCAAGGGCGUAAAUUUGACAACUUUUCUUCCCUUAGCAUUUUGUGGGAGUCAUCAAAGCCUUCCUUAGCCAGUGUUGAGCGCAGCAUGCCUAUGCAAAUGAAGGUGAAAGAUCAUGGAAAUGGACAAAAGAAACAACAUGGUUUACAAACUGUGCUGGUUCAUCAUGAAUCAGGAACAACUUCAGUCACAGCAAAUGCAACAAGCUACCAGCAGGAACAUCUCAUUGCAGCUAAAGUUAAAUCCAGGUAUGAUCCAUUACUACCUGUAUCAGUUACCAUUGAAUUGUUGCUUGUGGAGGAUGUUAAAGUUAUUCCAGAGAACAUUACCAUUUACAACCAUCCGAAUAUUAAGGCAGAGCUUUCACUUAAGGAAGGAUCAGGGUACUUUUUCAUUAAUACAAGUUCAACAGAACUGGCAAAGGUUGUGUAUCAGGAGGCCCAAAACAUUGCACAGGUGUUGCCAGUUCAUCCAGGAAUUUUGACUGUUUUGGUCCAUGAUUUGUGCCUUUCUUUUCUGGGGCCUGCGAAAGCUGAAGUGCACAUAUCAGAUAUCUUAGAGUUAUACGUACGGGUUGUGGACAAGGUGGAGAUUUUUAAAACUGUGAAAGCCUAUGUGAGAGUUCUGGAUUAUUCAAAAAAACCCUUCUUGUCCAAAUACUUACCAUUCAUGAAGUUAAAACUGAAAGCAGCUUCUCAAAUAAUUUCUUUGGAGCCACUUGAUGACAUCCUUGAUGAUUACACUGUUGGCUUUACUGUUAAAGGUAUUGCUAUAGGACAGACAAGCUUGACAGCAACUGUGGUAACCAGAGAUGGCAAAAAACUAAGUUCUGCACCUCAGCAAAUUGAAGUAUUCCAUCCUUUUCGGUUGAUUCCAAGAAAAGUAACACUCAUUGUGGGUGCAAUGAUGCAGAUUACAUCUGAAGGAGGUCCACAGCCUCAGUCCAACAUCAUAUUUUCCAUAAGUGAUCCAGACCUUGCUACAGUAAAUAACAUUGGACAUGUGAAGGGGCUUGCAAUUGGAAGUGGGAAAGUGACAGGUGUAGUCCAAGUCAUUGAUGCCGAAAGUGGAAAAGUGGUGGUGAUUUCUCAGGAUGAAGUAGAUGUGGAAGUUGUUCAGCUUAAAGCUGUGAGAAUCCAUGCACCCAUUACAAGAAUGAAGACUGGCACUUGGAUGCCAAUUUAUGUAAUGGGAAUUACAAGCAAUCAAACACCAUUUGCAUUUGGCAAUGCAGUACCAGGAUUGACAUUUCAUUGGUCUGUCACUAAACGAGACAUCAUUGACUUGGAUACAAGACACUCUGAGGCAUCUUUUCAGCUUCAAGCAAGGAACAAUUUUGCAAUGAAUGUGUACAGUCGUGUUAAAGGUAGAACUGGACUGAGGGUUGUUGUACGAGCUACAGAUCGAACGGCUGGACAGUUUGAGAACAACGCCAGGGAAUUGUCAGAUGAAGUGCAAAUUCAGGUGUUUGAAAAGCUGCGGUUAUUAAAUCCCAAGGUUGAAGCACAGCAGAUAUUAAUGUCACCAAACUCUUUCUUUAAAGUUCAAACAAAUCGAGAUGGCGUGGCUUCUCUUAGUUACCAAGUACAGGACUGUUCUGACAAAUCUCCUGUGAUACAAGUGGAUGAAAAUGGACUUCUGACUUCUGGUUCUAUAACUGGAUCUUGUACAAUUGAAGUGAACUCUGAAGAGCAGUUUGGUAUCAAUCAAACUGUCACGGUUGCUGUUAAGGUUGCACCUGUCUCGUACUUGAGAAUCAGCACAGGUCCUGUAAUACACACACUCAACAAGGAGUUUGCACUCGCCAUUCCAGUGGGAAUAACGUUAACUUUGACUGUCCAUUUCCAUGAUAGCUCUGGAGAUCUCUUCCAUGCUCAAAAUACAAUGAUAAAUUUUGCAAUGAACAGGGAUGACCUCAUUCAGAUUGGCAAAGGGACUAUGAAUAAUACCUUUAUAAUAAGGACGGUAAACAUGGGGCUCACUUUGCUGAGCAUAUGGGAUGCAGAACAUACUGGCAUUGCUGAUUAUGUUCCCUUGCCUGUAGAACAUUUCAUCCAACCUGAAUCGCUGGACGAACUUGUAGUUGGUGAUGUUAUAUGUUUCAGCAGUAAUCUAGUUAAUCAGGAAGGUCAAUUCGGAGUUUGGAGUUCAUCUUCCAGUAGCAUUCUUCAGAUUAGCCCUAAGACAGGCACAGCAGUUGCAAGAAAUUCUGGUCUUGUCACAGUAUAUUAUGAAAUACCAGGAUACCUCAAAACCUACAGAGAGAUGGUGGUUAAGAGUGCAGGAAAGACUGUUGUUCAGGUGCCGAGUGGCGCACACUUGUCUUCUCAGGCUGGGACUGUGCCGUUUAAGCUUCCUGUUACCAUCGGAGAGAACAACAAUUUGAAAGGGGAGUGUACGGCUGCACAUGUUGAGGCAAUUGAUCAUAUACACCCAGAGUCCCUUUUCACUUGCAAUUUGGAAUUCAAUAAUGCAAUAGAAAUAACAGCUGAAGAUGUGUUCAGUGUCCAAACAGGAUUUGAUGCCCAUUCAGGCCACUACACCUGUGGUGUUACAGUGCAGAAAUUGACUGAUCACCAGCUUAAAAUAUUAGUCAAAGACAAAACCUCUGUCAAUGUGAAGGCCUUGGUACUUGAUGCUCAAUUCACUGGAGAACAAGUUGGUGCCAAUGUCUCAUUUUUACCUGAUUUUUACGUUGACCAUUCAGAAAUUCUUUUGAGCAACCUACACACCACUACUGAAGUUACAGUAUAUGGGACAUCGGAAAUUCUGGCAAACUUGGAGGUCACAGCAGGAUCAUCACUAAUAGAUAUUCAAGAAAAGGAAAAGAUCUGUGGAUCCCAUAAUUAUGUGAAGUUUGCAGUCUCCUUGACUGACUCUCGAUUAAUUAGCCUGGAGCCUUUCUUAACCACUCUUAGUAUAUCCAAUUCACUGACAGACCAGUCAAUCUCUCUGCCAGUCAAAGUUUUGUACAUUUCUGAUAAAAAUAAUGAAGCACACGCUCAUUUCACAACAGCUCGAUUAGAAGGUGUUGGUCUCUUCCACCAGUUCAUUAAUUCCUAUCAAGUUAUGUUCUUCACAUUCUUUGCUCUACUCACUGGGACAGCAAUCAUGAUUAUCGCCUAUCAUGCUUUCUUUUCACCACGGCAACAGUUCCAUCACCCCGCAUUUGUAUGGACCCCACACCCACCCUCACCCCCACGACAGACAGAAUUUACACCAUCUCCUACUCAGUUCAAUGCAAGCCCACUGUCCAACAGAUCACGGUCUCCACUGUGGAGUAUAAAUACAGCCAAUCGAUCUUAAGUUAAAAGCAGUUGAUAUGAAGAAAAUUUCGUCUGAUACAGCCCAGGAGCAUUUGUUCGCCGUCUUUCUAAAUUGUGGUGCCUUUGCUGAUUUCUAAAAUGAUUUCAUCUUUACCUUACCUCAUGGGUAAGUUGAUCAUUUGAUGGUGUCUGGUUGUACAGACACCUGCUUGUACUGCAGUACCUGCCUGAUGGGUGAUUCAUAGAUGAAUAGCUUCAAUCAGCUCUUGAACAAUUGGGACAGCACAGGAAUACCACAUAUGCCCUGGCCUGAUGUUGGUGAAGAAGCACUUGCAGUAUGGAUGUGAUACUGUGAUCAGAAGGGAAACUACCUCCCUGUGAAAAAGAAUAACGACAAUUUACUUUGUAUUUAUUGAAGUUUGAGUUGGGUAGUUGAGCACAGACCUUGUGCCAAGAUCUGCAUGGCUCAGAUGUUUAACAAGUCAAGAUUUUAGUUUUAAGGAAGCUUUGUAAUGUCUCUCUGGUAUAUUGAAGUGAAAUUUCCAUUUGACCAAUCUGUAAUUUGUUGGGAAAGGUACUUUGUGGUAGAUAAAUGAGUUUGCUGUGAUCAUAACCAGUUUAUGCAAUAAAGACUGGUGUUCGAAGUAAGUAUUUAGCAAUUGAUAGUUUUCAUUGCUGUUGCUUUGUUAAUAUUGCAGUGAGUUUUUACUGUUUGAAUUUGUUUAAAAUAUACUUGAUGAACAGUAUGAAGAGUGUAUAUUUGCAAAAAAAAAAUUGUUUUGUAUUAAUAAGUUCAUUUCAGCAGUCGAGAGCCAGAAUUUCUUUUUUUUUGUGAAAUUGCAAGAAUAUUUAUUUGGACAAAAUUGUUUGCAGUACUAAGCUCAUAUUUGGACUAUUUCAGUCAUGGUCAAGAGUCUUCAAAAUUAGUAAAUGGAAACUUUUUAACUGCACAAUUAAUUUGUAAAAUAUGCAACAUAUUUUCUCAGGCAAUUAGAAUGUGAAAAAGUAAUUUUGUUCUGCAACUGUACCACAAUAACAAUCCCUAUAGUUGGAAUAUAAUAAAAUGUGAAGACAGUCUUAAAUGCUAAGUGUACUUGAACAGACCAAAUGCUUAGCAUCAGGCAGUCCUUUUAAAUAAGCUUACUUCACCUCUUCUUGUGAAUGUGAUUUUAACCUUGAAGUUUUAUUAUGGACGUGCCUUAAAAACCUGCAAUUAAUGAACGCCAGAGAUAUGACUGGUUGUGAUUUUAUUUUACAUUAUUUUUAAUUUAAUGCUUUCAGAGUGAUGUACUGCUGUUUUUUUAAGUGCUUGGCAAAUAAUAAAUGUCACCCAAAUCU
Messenger RNA from Hypanus sabinus (Atlantic stingray), 7425 nucleotides. It is a transcript of the gene nup210, whose product is annotated as nucleoporin 210. The transcript has 40 exons. Lineage: Eukaryota; Metazoa; Chordata; Chondrichthyes; Myliobatiformes; Dasyatidae. The record is from RefSeq and is a predicted model, not a curated record. The coding region runs from base 452 to 6127 and encodes 1891 amino acids. Gene Ontology annotation, cellular component: nuclear pore.